Molecule: messenger RNA, 3685 nt
Organism: Drosophila nasuta
Lineage: Eukaryota; Metazoa; Arthropoda; Insecta; Diptera; Drosophilidae
Product: leucine-rich repeat-containing G-protein coupled receptor 5
Exons: 5
Coding region: 337-3051 (904 amino acids)
Cellular component (GO): plasma membrane
Molecular function (GO): protein binding
Source: RefSeq, a predicted model, not a curated record
CGACAUUGAAGAGACAUCAGCGCCUGUUGUGUUGAUCGCGCCAGUGCAAUUGGAGUUUUCGUAAUAAAAUGUAGAGUGCGGAUUAAAUGCCGAUGUCACGUUUUCGCAACUGAAAUUUGUCAUUGAAAUAAAGUUAAAGGAAAUUCGACUGUUUAAUGUUUGCUUAAAUGUGCGGCGUAGCUGUUCAGUGUUUGGUGCUCUAAUUUCGAUUUUCCCCAGCCCAAGAAUCCCCAACAACAUCGAUAAGAUAAGCGCUCCAACUGUAUAGAGCUAGACCAAGAGCUAGCGCAAGCGCGUUGUGCGUUCUACGAAAAUCAAAACAAACUCGAAGCAGAUAUGUCUCGCAAGCGAUCAUUCUUCCUGCUUCUAAUCGCACUGCUCGGUGCUGAAUACAGCUCGGCAGUCGAAUGUCCUGCAUCCUGCAAGUGCACUUGGGUCGUCGAUAGCUUGUAUGCGGACUGCUCACGUCGUGGUCUCAGCAUUUAUCCCAGCUUUGGCACUGCGCCCGUCGAGCACUUGGAUUUGUCGGGCAACAAAUUCACAGAAUUUCCACGACAAUAUGCGGAUAUGACCUCACUGCUGUACCUCGAUUUGUCGGAUAAUUUCAUAGACACUCUAUCGGAGGAUUCACUCAUUGGAUUCUCCUUACUGCGCACUUUGCUGCUGGCCAACAACACGAUCAACAGCUGGACAGCGAUUAGCGCAAACGAGGCAUUCAAGUAUGCCACAAAUCUGAAGCGUCUCAGUUUGCGGGGCAAUCGCUUGGGCAGCUUUGGUGGCCCGGACUACAGUCAACAGAUCAACAGUCUAUCGCUCACGGAGCUGGACAUUUCCGCGGCGCACAUCAGCCUGGUGGAUGGCGACAUUGCCGUCAAUCAGUUGCCCAAUCUAGAACGUCUUUCGCUGGCCAACAAUCAGCGCAUGCAAUUGUCGCGUUUGCCCUCGAGAAGCAUUCGAAUGCUUGAUCUCAGCAACUGCAGUCUGCAGGGACUUGGCGCCGCCUUCCUCGAGGCGUUGCCCAAUUUGGAGGCACUAAAUCUAUCGCGUAACACGGCGUUGCAAUUUGGUGCCAGCGACAUUGCGCCCAUUGUGGCCAAGGAGCUACGUAUACUUGAUCUCUCCUACUGCAACCUGGAUGAGAUUGAUUUGAGUGGCUUGCCCGUGCUCUCCGAGCUGCGGCUGCGGGGCAAUCUGUUGCGCGCUAUUGGAGUCGACACCUUUGCCAAUAACACCAUAUUGGAGGUUUUGGAUCUGUCCGAGAAUCUGCUGCGUUCAAUUGAAAACGAAGCUUUCGGUACACUGAAGCGACUCAAGCAACUCAAUUUGGCUUUCAAUGAAAUUGCGUAUCUGAAUCGCAAUUUGAUACGCGGCAAUGAUGUGCUCACCGAGCUCAACCUGAGUCGAAAUAUCAUAAAGAAGCUGACGAGGAUUGUCAGCAACUCGGUGCGUCACAUCAACAUGAGUUGGUGUGAAAUAUCCGAGAUUGAGAGCACCGCAUUUUCCAGUUUGUCGGUGAUACAAAAAGUAGAUUUGUCGAAUAAUUUCAUUGCUGAGCUGCCCAAUCAAAUGCACUCGGAAACACUGUGGUAUCUGAAUCUGGCCAAUUGCAGAAUAUCAACAAUACGCAACAGCACUUUUAGCGGUUUCCCAGAGCUUGCUGAUCUCCAUUUAAAUGGCAAUCGUUUGACUAACCCGAUACCGCCUUCCUUCUUCCGUGCCAAUAAGUUUCUCGAUCAAAUCCGACUGGGCGACAAUCCUUGGAUCUGCGAAUGUCAAGAUCCCUUGUUCGUCGAGUUCUAUGACUUUCUCACAGCGAAGCCAACAAAACUUAAGGAUCGCUAUCAUCUGCGUUGUGGCUCGCCGCCUGGUUAUGAGGGCAAACAGUGGGAUUAUGCCUGCCUCACCGAGUGGACAGUCAGCGCACGGAGCAGCAAGGGCGAGAAGGUCUGGUCCACCGUUAUGCUCAGCAUUCUAGGCUUGGGUAUUGCAGCACUUUGCUACGGUUGCUGCCAGAGAUUGGUGCGCAAACGAAAGGAGCACAACAAUCGCAGGGAAUACGAGGAAAAUCACGACGAACUGCGUCGCAUACGAGAUCUCAAUGAUCGCAUGAUGCGAGAAGAAUCCAGCGCAACGCUGCAACCGACACCAGAAGUGAGUCUUCUGCCCUCAUAUGAGGAUGCACUUCUCAUGCCCAAGAUGGAGCGACCCGUCAAGUCCAUGCUGGACUUGAGCAUCACGGACCGAGCGCGCAAAUAUCUGCGUCGCUCACAAACGCAGCAGGAUGGCGAACAAUCUGCCGGAGAGGAGGAGCUGCAGCUGGACAACCGGCAGAGAUUCCGCAGCGUGGAGAUGCUUUCGAAUCGUGAUAAGGAGAGGACCGCGCAGUAUGGACCCUAUAGACGCACUGGUCGCAUGGAGUACAACAAUCAGUCGGGUAGUCGACGCUUUAGCAUUGAAGAUUCACGUUUUCCCGCCGCGCAUUUUAAGACCCAAAAUAUGCAAAGCGCAGAACAGAUUGGCAACUUCCAGAGCUACGAGAAUAGUCCGUAUACGAAGCGUAAGCCAAAGAUUGCCGAGAUACCGCCAUUUAAACGCGUCAACAUGAUGGCCGACAGUGUUGAGUUCCUGACCGAUCCGGAGUACGAGGACUUGGGCAGUAAACCUGGCAGUCCAUUUGCGAAGCGCAAACCAAAGUCACCCAUGAAUAUGCAGGUCAGUGCUCAAGUGUACACAAUGCAACAGCAGCCACGAGCUGUGCCACUCGCGCCGGCUAUCGAAGACUACUUCAAGAAGGCGCCAUCCUCGUCGACCAUUGCCAGCGACUUUCAGGAGGUGAACGAACCAGAUCUCGCCUCUCUGCCGGAGAGUGUCUCCACUUCGGGCGCCGAGCAUGAUGUGGAGCAAGGGAAACGGAAGAAGCGCAAGAACUCGGCCAGUCGACGGGUCAGUGGAAAUUUCAGUGCGGCUGCCGCAGCGGCCGAUGAGUCUUCGUCGAGUGAGGGAGAGCGGCUGGUUCAAGUACAUAAACCCAUGCGUGAAACAUUAUUUUAAGCCAAACAAACGACAAUAUUCUAUUUUAUAAUUUUCUUUCAUUUGUUACACUAAUCCAUACUGUUGUACAUAACAUUUAAGACUUAUUUAAAAAUGAUUCAUGUAACACACACGGCGUUUGUUUGUUCGAAUUAGGGAUGGUCUCACUAUUUUUGCCACCACUGUAUUGUUCGUUUAGCCGAGACACGAAUCAAGCCCAGACACAUUUCGUUCAUCGGCAAAUGUUUUAGCGCAGACACAAACCUCAGUGUGGUAAGUUUUUUGGACUAUGGUGUAUUUAGUUUUGUAUUUAGUGCUAAAAACUUUGAAGUUGGUUGCUAAGAAAAAAAGCUCAUCAUUUUAUCGAAACUAUUUGUUUUUAUUGUUGUCGUUUUUUGGUUUUUAUUGAUAGGCUUAUAUUGAAUUGAAGAGUCAUUCACACAAAGAGUAACACAAUAUAAUUUCACAAGAGAAAAGCGCUUAAGUAUUAUACAUUACGGAUUCAUAUAAAAUUCACAUAUGUAUGUAAGUAAAGAUGUGUACAUCACAUGUACAUCAGAUGCAGUUAAAGAUCAUUGUUCAGAUGGUUAGUAUGCAUCAGAACGUAGAAGAGGAAUAGUUUCGCAAAGUGUUGAUCCCUUUUUUGUAAUUCGCG